This is a messenger RNA of Lathyrus sativus (Indian pea), 702 nucleotides long. The record is from the annotation of a GenBank genome assembly. NCBI's taxonomy places the organism in Eukaryota, Viridiplantae, Streptophyta, Magnoliopsida, Fabales, Fabaceae.
AUGGGAGGAGAAGUUGUUUUGUUCAUUGAUGAUUUGAAACCAAUUUCUGGAUUUUCUCGUUGUAGAAUAUGUCAUGAAGAAGAAUUUGAAAGCUUCAAAACCUUAGAAGCUCCUUGUGCUUGUUCUGGAACUGUUAAGUUUGCUCAUAGAGAUUGCAUUCAAACAUGGUGCAAUGAGAAAGGAAACACAACUUGUGAAAUUUGCUUACAACAAUAUCAACCUGGAUAUACAGAACCACCACCAAAGAAAUGUAAAAAAUCUAAUGAAGUAAUGACCAUUAGAUAUAGCCUUGAGAUAUCAAGGAGAGAAGAAGAAGCAUUAAACAGAAGAAUAGUUGAAUAUGAAGGUGUGAGAAGAGAAAACAAUUACGUUGAAUGCGCUUAUGCUGCUGAUAGAAGCGCGUUUUGUUGUCGAUCACUGGCUUUAGCUUUUACUCUCAUAUUACUUCUAAGACAUCUUUUUGCUUUGCUUACAAGUGGAAUGGAAGAUUACCCAUUUACAAUUCUUACAAUUUUUAUACUAAGGGCCAGUGGAAUUAUUAUACCUAUGUUUAUAAUUAUUAGGACUAUGGGAGCCAUUCACAAAAGUAUCCAGCGUCAUUAUCAUCAUCAGGAUUCUGAUGAUGACUCAUCAAUGUCUGAUGCAGAUGAUGAAGAAAAUGGGACACCACAUAUUGCAAUUUUAAGACAUUCACAUUAUUAA